This is a messenger RNA of Colletotrichum fioriniae, 546 nucleotides long. RefSeq lists its product as uncharacterized. The record is from RefSeq and is a predicted model, not a curated record. Lineage: Eukaryota; Fungi; Ascomycota; Sordariomycetes; Glomerellales; Glomerellaceae.
AUGGUGAUUGGAUAUCGCACAGCCGCCGAGGAAGAAGCUGUGCAGAUCAACGAGAGAAACACGCCCUUCAGAGAUCCGGCCUUCGACAACUUGCCAGGUGGCAGUCAAAUCGGAAAUGGCAUUUACCUAGGCUCCGAACCUGCUGGAUGGCGAGGCUCGCCGAUCAAGAAGAACUGGUACUGCGUAUUCAAAGCAGAUGAAGCCCGCUUUAAUGCAGCCUCCAAACUCUGGAUCCCGCAAUUCUACACAAGCAAGAGCUUCUGGGGAAACUCGAAGUCCAAGGAGCUCUGGGGCUAUGGCGAGAAGUUGAUCGCCAAGUACAUUGCAAAGUUCGGCUUCAGUGCGAGUUCAACACUUCGCUUCUCGUACAUUGAGGCACAUGGACGCACGCUGCAAAUGGUCAUUCCCACCAAAAUGGCCAACGCUGACACUUUGGACAUUUACGCCAAGUGCUUUGAGACCAAGUCUGAACUAAUUGCUUAUGAGAGCGAGUCCGUCAACUUCUGGGAUUGGGCCAUUAAGGGAGACCCUGGAAACCCUGGCUAA